AUGCGCUUCUGGUCCAGUGAGGCAGGGGAGGAAGAACAGCUGCCCAGUGGGUCGGAGGACGAGGAGGACCAGGGGAGCAGUGGGAUCCUCCAGGUGGAGGCCCUCUCUGGCAGCCCUGAUGUCUCCUGUGCAUUCUCAGAGUCUGGGGAAGGAUCCACUGCGGGACCGAGCAGGAGCGGGGGACCCUCUAGUCCUGCGGCAGCGGCAGCACCCUCAACCACCCAAGCCCAAAGCCGGCGAGUCCGGCAGUGGGACCAACUGCUUCAGCGGCAUGUGCAGACCAUCGAGUGCAUUGAGGUGGCCAUCACCCGGCGGGUGGAGGCAGACGUUGAGUGGUGCCAGCAGGCCUGGGGCCACUUCCAGGCCCAAUGUGAGCGAGUGGCAGAUGCAAUCACUGCUCUCACCUCUCACAUUGGGCAUGCCGUGCACUACAGCAUGGCAGUGCCCCAUCCACCCGCCAUCCCUCCCAUAGCAAUGCCCGUGUCCCCUCCUCCUCCUCCUCCUCCUCCUCCUGCCCCUCCUGCUCCCGCCCCUCCUGCUCCCGCAAUGCCCCCUGCUCCUCCUGAUCCCGCAAUGCCCCCUCCUUCUCCUACCCACCUCUCCGUGCUACUUGCCCCAACGUGGCCUGAUCCCCUUGUCCAAGUCCGCCUCUGCAGAGGCAGUCGCAGGGGCCACCCCUCCCAGCAGUAGCUUCCCCCUCCCAGGUGAGAGCCUCCUCCCCCCUCCCACACUACAUCCCCCCCAUCCAUUGUAAAUAUAAAGUUUGAAAUGUU
This is a messenger RNA of Pelodiscus sinensis (Chinese soft-shelled turtle), 773 nucleotides long. The record is from RefSeq and is a predicted model, not a curated record. NCBI's taxonomy places the organism in Eukaryota, Metazoa, Chordata, Testudines, Trionychidae.